Messenger RNA from Eupeodes corollae, 1773 nucleotides. RefSeq lists its product as uncharacterized. The transcript has a single exon. Bases 1 to 1773 code for a protein of 590 amino acids. Lineage: Eukaryota; Metazoa; Arthropoda; Insecta; Diptera; Syrphidae. The record is from RefSeq and is a predicted model, not a curated record.
AUGUUUUCACCGUCACAUCGAUUUAAAAUUUUCCUAUUAGUCUUAUUGCCAAUCCAUACAACUUCAACUUUCAUCCAAAUUAAGGAUAUUAUCGAGAGAACAUCAAAAGAAAAGGAUAUCUCAACAAUUGCGUUCUUCGGGCAAAUUUAUGAAUUCGAAUUGGAAUUGGUUAUGUUGGCGGAGGCAAACGCAAAUAUACCCAGGAUGUUGUAUAGUGAAUCUUAUGGAGAACUUUAUUUUGCUGGCGACUUUAAUAAGAACAUCCUUUUGGUGGCGUGUAUAGAUCUUUGGCAGAGGUCGAUGUUGAAUAGAAUUGACAAUGCAUUUCGUGGCAUUCAUGCUGCCUCGAGGAGUAUAUUUCUGGUGCCGGGCGAGCGGUAUAAGAAUCUUCGGUAUUUGGUAGAGCAUUUUGAGUGGUGCUGGUCAAGGGGUUUUGUGAAUGUCCUUGUUAUCUUCUUGGAAACCAACGAGACUUUUUCUUACACACCGUUUCCGAGAAUGCAUGUUUUUCGUAGAACACUUGAUGCCGACGAAGGAACGCUGUUCCCGGAUCGAUUUGAUAAUUUAAUGGGGUUUCCGAUUAGAACACCGCUACAGUAUGACCCACCGAGGGUUUACACCUACGUAGACAAUUUGGGUAGACAAAUUCUGACUGGCUACUGCGCCGAACUGUUUUUGGCGUUUUUGCAAAGGCACAACGCCACCUUGGAAGAGGUCCGCAUCAAUAAUUCCACGGACUACAACAUGCCCGCAAUAGUCCAGCUCAUCAAUAGGGCCAAGAUUGACAUAAGCAUUCACACGUACAUGGACAUUGGUGGGAUUCGGUCGAGUUACCCUGUCCGCAUGAUGCAGUGGUGCAUAAUGGUUCCCAGUCAAGGAGAGAUCAAUGCUUAUUGGUAUUUCAUUCGACCAUUCCAGCUGCAGUUGUGGUUAAGCUGCUUGGGAGUCCUGAUUGGGUUAUCGUUCUUGGUGGCUUUGGAAGAGAGAUUGCAGGGCGUGCAUUACGACUUUGGAAGGUCAUGUUGUGAUGUGUUUCGGUUCUUUCUGUGUUUGCCUAGUAAUGAUUCAAGACCAUUUGAACUUCGUAGAGGUUUUCGGAAGAUCUUGAUCUUCAUGCUUGGCUUUAUGCUUACCAACUUGUAUCUAGCUUACUUAACAAGUUUCUUGGCUAAGAUCAUCUUAAAGCCCCAAAUACAAACACUUGCGGAAUUGGUCACAAAAAACAUAAGCAUCCUAACACUGGACUUUGAAAUUCCCAUUGUUCUUAAGAAUAGAGGUCUCCCUGAGGGUUUUGAACGGCUUUUAGUUCCGAUAUCUGCCACGACAAUAUCCCGACCCGAACAUUUGAUGAAUAACCGCAGUUUGGCCUACACCAUAACCGAUGAUAAGGCGAUGUUUGUUCUGAUGCAACAAAUUCACCUAAGGCAGCCACGGUAUAAAAUUGUAGACGAAUGUGUGUCAACUAUUCCGAUCGGCUUCCUUCUGGCCAAACAGUCAUCGUUUGAGAAAAUUCUAAACCGUUUUAUCUUGAGAGCUAGUGCUUGUGGAUUUAUUUACAAAUGGUGGAGUGAUAUGUAUGCGACAGGCUUGAAAGCUGGAAUUUUAAAGGUCAUUCCAUCGACGGGAAAGCAAACAUUGCCACUGACAAUGCAACAUUUUCAAUUUGCAUGGAUCGCUUUGGUUGGAGGCUUGUUGCUUGCAACAAUUUGUCUAGUUUUGGAGAAGAUUGUGCACAUGGUUCGGAGAUUUAGAGUUGUUGUUGUUUAUCAGUAG